This is a messenger RNA of Rotaria socialis, 1704 nucleotides long. Lineage: Eukaryota; Metazoa; Rotifera; Eurotatoria; Philodinida; Philodinidae. The record is from the annotation of a GenBank genome assembly.
AUGGCAUCAGGUGAUGAUGAAAACUACGAUGAUAAUUCAUCAGGUUUUUUUGCUGAUGACCUUGAUCAACAUGAUACAGAACGUGAUUUAUAUGCGAUAUUACACAUAAAUAAAGAUGCAGAUGCUCUAACGAUUCAACAAGCUUAUCGUCGAUUAACUCUUCUUUAUCAUCCUGAUAAACAUACAGAACCUCGAAAUAAACAAUUAGCAAUGGAUCUAUUUAUUCGAGUUAAAAAAGCUUAUGAUAUUUUAAAUGAUCCACAAAAACGAGCUAUUUAUGAUGUUGUUGGUACGAAAGGUUUAAAAGCAGAAGGAUGGGAGGUUGUAAGUCGAACGAAAACCGCGCGUGAAAUUCUCGAUGAAUAUGAACGAUUAGCACGAGAACGUGAAGAAAGACGAUUCAAUCAAAUGACGAAUCCAAGUGGUUCGGUACAAAUGUCAGUAAAUUUAACGGAUAUAUUUGAUCAGAUGAAUUCAGAUGAUGAAAAUAGUGAUUUUUCCCCGGUUGUUGAAAUGACUGAAUUUACAGUAGCACAAGGUAUUGAUAUACCAUUGACUAGUCAAGAUACAGCAACAGUAACAGCUGUAGCAACAACGCGCAACGGACGUGGCACAGGAUCUUUAACAACAUCGUUUCGUCGUGUUCUUGCUGAUCUAUCAUGGUUUCGUAUUGAUUUAAGUUUUGGUGAACAAAAUCUAGCGGCAUUUCGUUAUUUUCGUCGUCUAACACAAAAACUUCAAGCAAGUGCAGCAGCUACAUUCAGUCUUGCUGAGGGUGGCUCAGCUAUAAUAGCACCGAGUUUCCUAUUCUCUGUCACUUAUCAAUUAACUCAUCAUUUAUCAAGUAGUCUUCAAUGGACGACAGGUGCUAAUUCAUGUAUGAAAGGUGGCCUUCAUUAUGAUAAUCAAACAUUAGCUGUAUCGAGUGCUAUUCAGCUCGGUUUUGUUAAUACAUAUGGUGCUAUCGAUGGUGUAUAUCGAUUUCCUAAUAUCUGCAAUCUCCGAUGUAGUCUCAAAUUAUUUGUAUUUGGUCCAUGGCUUGAAUAUGGUAUUGAUCGACAAUUAACGAAAUAUACACAUGGUUCUGCAACAGUAGCGGUCAGCUCAAGAAUGGGUAUAUCAUUAAGAUUAAAAUUCACUCGUGGUAGUCAAGCGUUCACAUUUCCAUUACAAAUUUCUCAAGAUAUUGUACCAAGUGCUAUAUUCUACGCUACAGUUGCACCAGUUCUUGCUUAUCUAGUGUUUGACCGUCUCAUUAUUCGGCCAUUCGCCAGAUCUGAACAAGAAAAAGAACAAAAGAAACGCGAAGAUGAAGCACGUGAAAAACAAGCUGAACGAAGACGAGAAGCAAUCAAUGCUCAAGAAGUGCUACGAUCACUUGUCGAUCAGAUUAAAGAUAGAGAAGGUCUCGAAGGAUUAAUUAUACUAGAAGCACGUUAUGGUCAAUUAGGAUUAACAAUAACAAAUGAAAAUUCAAUCAAAAUUAUUGAUGUUACCACACCAUUACAAGUACUCGUAAAGGAUUCAACAUUAAAAAUAGCAACAACAGUAUCAAAAUCAAACUUGACCGGUUUUUACGAUCCAUGUAUAGGUGAAGAAAAGUCUCUGUUUAUUAAAUAUUCACUGCGAUCACAGAUUCACACCAUUCUCUAUAAAGAUACUGAUCCUGUUAUCUUACCUGAUAGAGAUCAUUUAGUAAGAUGA